Messenger RNA from Eutrema salsugineum, 797 nucleotides. RefSeq lists its product as uncharacterized. Lineage: Eukaryota; Viridiplantae; Streptophyta; Magnoliopsida; Brassicales; Brassicaceae. The transcript has a single exon. The record is from RefSeq and is a predicted model, not a curated record. Bases 178 to 603 code for a protein of 141 amino acids.
UUUUAUCUUCAACUCCUAUUCUACCCUCACCUUCACGCUUUGAUCCUUCUUCUGCAAACCCAGUUUCGUAAUUUCUGUUCCAAAAUUCUCACAAACUCAAGACCUAUAUAUAGAAAGUUAGAAACCAUUAAAAAAAACACACAACUCUCAUCUUAUCGAAUCGAUUCUUUUAAUCUAAUGUCGUCUCAAGAAACAAUAUCAGAUCAGAGAGAAGGAGCCGAGAUCUGCAAUGGAGGAUCAAUCUGCAAGAAAAAAGCCGACGAGAUCUUAUCUACCAUGAAUCUACCAAAAGGGCUCCUCCCUUUAGACAACAUGACAGAGAUCGGACACAACAAAUCAACCGGUUAUGUCUGGAUCAAGAUGAACAACAAGGUUCAGCAUCGGUUUCAAGCAAUCGGACGAAACGUAUCGUACGAUUCUGAGGUCACUGCGUUCGUCGAGAACCGUCGGAUGCGUAGGCUCACCGGAAUCAAGAGCAAGGAGCUUCUGCUUUGGGUUACGAUCUCUGAGAUUUUUGUUAACGAUCAAGAUCCGACGAAAAUUACUUUUGCUAAUCCGACGGGACUGUCACGGACUUUCCCCGUCAAUGCUUUCGAGGAAUAAAAGAGAAUUGAUUUGUCAACGUUCUUGAACUUUGCUUAUUAGCUAAAUCAUAUUUCUUUCGCUUUGCUUACCUUAAUUAUCUAAUCAAUGUAUUGUUUCCCUUUUUUUUUCUCCAAGAUAUCUGUAUUAUCCUAUCUGCAUCUUUCCAGUUAAAAUACUUAUGAAACUAAUGUUACAAAAUAAUUAAAUUUAGU